CAACACGGGGCGGGCCGUGAGGGACCGGGCCAGCAUCCGGAUCCCCAACCUCAAGACCACCAUGCGUGUGCUCCUCCAGGCGGGCGCUGACAUCGCUCUCAUGCCCACAGCCACAGAGCAUGACCGCCGCCGUCGCCAGCUUGUGCUGCCCGAGUAUGCGACAGUGCUCAACAAUCUGCCGGAUGACGUCAUGGCUGCCGUCAACGCCGCCCUCGCCCCUCAGCGGUCACUCGCGGCCUUGCUCGGCCCCCGGCUGGCCGUCGGCCCGCAGGAGGCCCCCAUCUUCGCCUGGCGCCUCGCAUCGUACCUCUUCGACAUGGCGGCUGCCACCCAGACCAUCACUGAGGCCAUCGGCUUGCCGCACUCCGCUAUGGCCCGGCGUGUGCGUGCGGCUGUCGAGCAUUUCGUCCGCUCGGCAGUGUACGAGGCCAGCAGCAACAGGGGGGUGGUGGGCGGGAUGGCCGAUGUGGGCGGCGAGAUGGUGCGGGUGCCGCUGCAGUGCUUUGCCAUCAAUGCGGCGCAGCAGGGCGGGCAGCACCGGCUGCUGGGUGUGCGUGAGGUGGUGCACAGGGCCCGGCUGGACGAGGCGGCGCAGCAUGGCGUGGCGGGGCUGGUCAAGGGCUUCAACGAGCACCUGGGCGAUGACGACUGCCACUUCCAGUGGCAGCAGCUGGGGUGCGUCGAGAGGGGCCGGGACGGCAGAGCGACCUUCAGACAGCUGCAGCUGACGUGAGAUGGGCGGGCGAGGCACGUCGAUUGGUUGAUGGAUGGAUGGAUGAGGGGAAGACAGUCAGGCGGGCGGGCAGGUUUUGAUGUGCGCAUGAAUAGAUUGGUGUCGCUGCCUCACCUGGUCCUGCUUGUCGUGCGUGGAUGCAAGGACGGAGAAUUGGGAGGCAGGCCAGCAGAUGGACAGGUACCUAUCAGUCGGUGUGAGUCACUCUCAUGAUGUGUUCACUCAGUGGCACUCAUCUAGUCGGCGUCACUGACGUGAAUGGGGUGAUGGAGGGCUCAUCUGCUGCCAGCCUGCCAAUGCGCGAAAGUUGUGAGGGACGAAUUCACAUGUUCGUGUUGCUGUAUGUGUCUGUGCGGCGACUUAAUGGCUGAAUGACACUGCAUUUAAUCGAUGACAGCU
Vitrella brassicaformis is the source of this 1132-nucleotide messenger RNA. NCBI's taxonomy places the organism in Eukaryota, Vitrellaceae. The record is from the annotation of a GenBank genome assembly.